AUGCCAGUCCCAUCUCUCAAACACCUGGCGACAGCCACAGCAAUCAAGCAUGUCAAGAUGCUGGACGAUAUCGGCAGCUUGCCCUAUGCCCUUGCUCGCCCCGUGCUGCUCAAAGUCGACAACCCCGAGAAGCUGCAUUCAAUGGAACUCCUCUCCCCACACCUCGCCGAAGAAGACCAAGAAUUAUGGCUCGAGUUCAUAAAACGCGACAUUCCCCAAUGGGACACCUAUGAUAUCCCACAGCAAUCCAAUCAGUGGUACGACAUCUACUGCGACCUCCGCGAAGAAGUCCAGCGCUCCCUCGACGCCGACGCCGAGAAAUUAAAGAUGGCCAUCGACGGCAUCCAGUCCGAAAAGGCCCGCCUAACCCCCAAAAUAAUCGCCGGACCUCGAGGCAAACACAGACCAAGCAUCGCAGAAUGGGGGGAAUCCCCCCCACCCUCCAAUAAAUCCAGCGGCAACAACAACAGCUCGGACUCAUCCUCGAGCUUCACCUUCGGCAGCUCCUCCCGCGUAUCCGGCUUCGGCUCCGCAGGCUCCAAACCACCCAAGAAAUCUAUAUUCGCGCCCCAACGCAGAAACAACGCCCUGGCCAUCCCAACAAAACACCUCAGCACCCGCGCCUCCCUCGUGAAGAAAGCCCCGCGCUCCCUAAUCGAAGAACAUCGACGGCCCAUGGACCCGCCUGCGCCAACUUCGUCAGGCUCAUCCUCAUCAUCGCGACGAGACAGGGAGGCAGGCGUGCUAACCCAAUCAAACGGACGGGCUCGACCCGGCAGUAUGCCCGUUUCAUCCAACCCAGCCUUUGGUCCCAAGAGUGCCGCGUUGGCGGAGCGAGAGGCCCGUUUGCAAGCUAUCGCCUCAGGCAAACCUCUCCCCACCCAUAGCAGUGCCGACUCAAAGAAUCCCACUUCUCGAGAUGCCCCCGCCUCACCAGCUAAGCGGCCGAUUCUCAAACGACGUGCUGUUUCUCCCCCGACGUCUGUACCUGUGACUUCUCAGGCUUCGCCGCCGCCGCCCGCGCCCCGUCCGGCUGUUAUUCGUAAACGUCCGGAUAGUGUGUUUAUCCAGCCGAAGCGUAAACGAGCUGGGUGA
Messenger RNA from Penicillium manginii, 1095 nucleotides. Its product is annotated as elongin A domain-containing protein. Gene Ontology annotation, cellular component: elongin complex; nucleus. Lineage: Eukaryota; Fungi; Ascomycota; Eurotiomycetes; Eurotiales; Aspergillaceae. The record is from RefSeq and is a predicted model, not a curated record. The coding region runs from base 1 to 1095 and encodes 364 amino acids. Gene Ontology annotation, biological process: transcription elongation by RNA polymerase II. The transcript has 4 exons.